AUGGCUAACAACAAUAAUGACUUAGUUGCUUCUAUUCGCCUCUUGGUGGAAAAACUGACUCAGGAAAGAGCUGAGCGUCCCGAUUUUGCUGGGGACAUGUUUGAGAGGUUAGCCAAGGUUAAGCCACCAUUCUUUAAGAGGAAAGUUAACCCUACCUUUUUAGAGAACUGGAUUAGGGAGUUCGAAAAGAUCUUUGGGGCUGUGAAUUGUCCUAAAGACAUGAGAGUAGGUCAGGCUGUGUUGUACCUUAAGGACGAUGCUGACUUGUGGUGGAGAGAAGAUGGAGCUAGACUGAGUGUUGUGGAAGCUACUGAGGAGUUAAAGGCUCAGAGAUUUGAGCAUGGUCUGACCGAGGAGAUACAGUUGGCGUUAGGGGGUGACACUUUCUCGUCACUAUACAUUGUGUAUAAAAGAGCCGCCCAUAUUUAUGGACUUCAGUCUAGGCGGGACAAAAAAAACGCUUUAGUAGGUGAGAAGAGGAAGGAUUUUAAUGCUGGGGGAAAUCAAGGGAACUUCAAGAGGUACAUGAAUGGGAAUGAAAAUUUCCAAGGGAGGAAUAAUCAGGGCAUCAACAAUAAGGGUCAAUUUGAUAGAGUGUACCACUGUAAGAAUUGUAGUAAUAACCACCCUGGUAGAGACUGUAAGGUAGAUCUAGUAACCUGUAACGACUGCCAGAAGAAGGGGCCAUAG
This is a messenger RNA of Beta vulgaris subsp. vulgaris (sugar beet), 690 nucleotides long. RefSeq lists its product as uncharacterized. The coding region runs from base 1 to 690 and encodes 229 amino acids. NCBI's taxonomy places the organism in Eukaryota, Viridiplantae, Streptophyta, Magnoliopsida, Caryophyllales, Amaranthaceae. The transcript has 2 exons. The record is from RefSeq and is a predicted model, not a curated record.